Molecule: messenger RNA, 2096 nt
Organism: Monopterus albus (swamp eel)
Lineage: Eukaryota; Metazoa; Chordata; Actinopteri; Synbranchiformes; Synbranchidae
Product: COMM domain-containing protein 1-like
Exons: 3
Coding region: 67-513 (148 amino acids)
Biological process (GO): negative regulation of protein localization to cell surface; negative regulation of sodium ion transmembrane transport; regulation of proteasomal ubiquitin-dependent protein catabolic process
Cellular component (GO): endosome
Source: RefSeq, a predicted model, not a curated record
CAAAAAGUCUAUUAUAACAACAGUGAGAUCACAGAGGAGCUGCUGAAAAAUGAAUUAUUUCCCGAGAUGUCUCAGGAGGAGUUCAAGGCUUUGCAUGAGAAAAUGAAGGGCCUCUUAAAGUCCAUUGCAUCAGCAGACAUGGACCAUGCCCAGCUGGAGGCCUUCCUCACAGCUCAGACCAAGAAGCAGGGUGGAGUGAGCGCUGAACAGGCCGCUGCCCUCUCUCGUUUCUGGAAGAGCCAGCGAGUCCGGGUGAGGGAGAGCUUGCUGGCUCAGAGCUGCUGGGAGACUGGACUCAGGGGCCUCUCCUGGAGGGUGGACCUCCAGACCGCAGCCAGCCGGGGGGACGUAGCCUACAGUGGCCCGGUCGCCCUGAUGGAGCUGGAGCUGGGCAGGGCCGGACAGGAGUCAGAGUUUGUGUGUCUGGAGUUUGAUGAAGCUGGAGUCAGCCAGGUGUUGAAGAAGAUGGCUGACAUCCAAGAGAGCGUCGACAGGAUUGUUCACCGCACCUAAAACUCUGCACGAGAGUUUAUCUGAGACAGCAGGGAAGCAGUGAGAGUGAGUGUGGCUGAUAGACCAGCACCCUCUGAGUGACUCAGACUGCCUCUUCCUGCAAAUGGGUGUUGUCUCUUUGGUCCUGUCGGAGCUGUUUUAUAUCGUUCAAGAGCAUCACACAGGAAUGGGAGUUGUUCACACUUGUAUGUGCCAGAAUGGAUCAAAUGCAGCUUGCGCACCUGCCUGCAGACUCAUAAAAGACAUACUGUACAUGAUCUAUGAGCCAUCUAUGAUCUAUGAUCUAUCUAUAUCUAUCUAUAUAUAUACAUGCAUUUCAAGAUUUGACAAAAUAUUUUUUCACAAGCUUCAUUUAGAAACACUCACCUAUGAUUCUGAAGCAACUGACCAACAGUGUUUUUACAUUCUAAACCUGUCAGAAUUCAAAGUUCUGGGCUGUUGUACAGUUUUCAGGCUCUGACAGGGUGAAGGUUCCUCUCUGACCACAGAGGUGGAAAAUGCAGCACUGCCUUUUUGAGAAGAAAAGGGGCAAUGAGACUGUUGAACUGGUGCAGGCCGUUUGCAGCUAAGUGGUUUAAAUGACCAGUUUUAAGAAAGGAUGUUUGUGUGAUGUUACGAAGAAAAACAAACAAAAAUCUUUAACAAUUAUGACAAAGAUGUUAUAACUGUUCUGGCUGGAUGUAAAUGAAUACUGAAGAUGGGUUGAUUACAUUUAAAGACAUGGACAUUAAGAAGGGGUCCCGCUCUGUGUUGGAAGUGUUUUAAGUUGUGCUGUUUGUGUGAAAAUCUACUUGGAAAACACUUUCAGCAUUGAAAUUUGUACAAAUAAUGAGCUUCAAUCCAAACACCUGUAAUGCCUUGCUUCACACCAGGCUAAUGCAAGCAUAUGGCAAACAAGCUAGCAUAACAGUAGCAUAACAUGUUCCUGUUAGCAUGUUAAAUUUAUAUUCAGCUAUUUGGACAUGCUAACUCUAAUAUUAGUGUUUGUCAGGGAACAUAAUCCACCACAGAUUGUGUUAUGCUAUGAUAGUAACUACUGCUAACAUUAGCGUGCACCCAGGCUAAAUGUUAGCUUGUCGCUCAAAUAAUCAAUCACAUUUAAAUCACUACAACUGUCUGUACUGCAGCAGAUUAAUUCCAUGAACAAUACAAACCUGCCCAGGAUAUUUUCAAAAUGUUAGCAUGCUAGCAAGCUAAAGCGUUUAGUUCACAGCACAGGAGAGCAUAAGCACAGCUGCGAAUGUCCAGGUUAGCCUGAUAAAAGGUGACUGACCUGUUGUUCCUAUUAACAGGUAUUGGAUUGAAGACGGCAGAUUGUCCUGUCUCUUUAAGACAGUGAUGUCAAACAUCAGACGGAGCCCACCUGGUGUCAGGCAGGUGCACAUACGGUAUUUUAAAGUCUUAAUGUCCUGUGAGAGACAUAAUGCUCCCAGUAAAAUCUCCACAACUGUCCACUGGGAUAAAUUGUUUUGGUUAAAUUCAAAUUAAUGUGCUUUUUGAUGAAUGGGCAAGGCAACAGUGUGGUGGGUAGAGCAGUCGUCUCCCAACCGGAAGGUUGAAGGUUCGAAUCUUGGUGCCUGCAG